Messenger RNA from Populus nigra (black poplar), 2322 nucleotides. RefSeq names its product serine/threonine-protein kinase STY46-like. The record is from RefSeq and is a predicted model, not a curated record. Bases 216 to 1856 code for a protein of 546 amino acids. Gene Ontology annotation, molecular function: protein kinase activity; ATP binding. Lineage: Eukaryota; Viridiplantae; Streptophyta; Magnoliopsida; Malpighiales; Salicaceae. Gene Ontology annotation, biological process: protein phosphorylation. The transcript is spliced from 16 exons.
AAAUAAGAAAAGAAAAAGAAAAGGAAAAACGGAAACAGAGCGAGAGAUAAAUAGAAAGACAGAGAGCACUGCUAGCUUCUCUUUCUUCAUGCAAGCAGGUCUCGAAUCUUCCUUGUCGUUUACCGCUAAAAAAUUCACCGUUUCACGUGAUCGAUCACCACCGCCACUGAUCCUCUUCAAAAAACCACUCCGCCUUUCGUUUUUCUUUGUUUUCAAUGGGAGACACCGAGAGUUGCAGCAGCAGAGCAGUAUAUUUCGUGCCUCGAAACCAGAGGCAAAAACUCGAUGUUUUCAACGAUGUUCUUUGGCAUCUUAAAGAAUCGAAUGACAAAGAAGCGACUCGUCCUGGCUUCGAAGAUGAACUCUGGACUCAUUUCUGUAGACUACCUACUCGGUAUGCAAUGGAUGUGAAUGCGGAGAGAGCACAAGAUGUUACUAUGCACAAGAGGUUGUUGCAGAUGGCACGUAAUCCAGCUACUCGGCCGGCGAUUGAAGUGCGGCUUGUUCAGGUUCCUUCUGCACAUGAUGGACAUUCUGGUGAUUCGGUAGAUUCAGACUCUCCAAGGAAAUGGCAGCUCCAACAUUUUGAUUAUCUCGAGAAACAGAGCAUUCAUCCACCUCCGGCCUUUGGUUCAUUGACUGAUUUUGAACUUCAUAAAAAUCAGAAUGACAAUAUCACUGCGUUUACCAGGCUGAUGCAUGAAAUUACAAUUUCAACUAAUGAUAAGCCAAAACUCCUGAGUCAGUUGACUUCCUUGCUGUCUGAGAUUGGGCUCAACAUUCAGGAAGCUCAUGCUUUUUCCACAGUAGAUGGCUACUCCUUGGAUGUUUUUGUUGUUAAUAAUUGGGAACCCGAGGACACAGAGCGGCUUAGAAGCAUGCUGGUUAAGGAAAUUCCCAAAAUCGAGAAGAAUGCUGUUUAUCCUGUGGCGGAGCAAGAUCAAAGAAGAAUCCGCCAUGUCUCUAGUCACAUGAACGUUCCCGCUGACUCAAUUGAUGUUUGGGAAAUUGAUGCACACCGGUUAUUAUUUGAGAGAAAAAUUGCAACUGGAUCUAGUGGAGAUCUGUACAAAGGCACCUUCUGCAGUCAAGAUGUGGCUAUUAAAGUGCUCAGGGGUGAGCAUCUAGAUGAUAAACUUCAGAGUGAAUUUGUUCAAGAAGUCUCUAUCAUGAGGAAAGUUCGUCACAAGAAUGUUGUGCAAUUCAUAGGUUCAUGUGCCAGACCUCCAAGCCUGUGCAUCGUGACAGAAUUUAUGUCUGGUGGAAGCAUGUAUGACUUUCUGCGUAAACAGAAGGGAGGUUUAAAUCUUCAGUCUUUACUACGAGUAGCAAUUGAUGUUUCCAAGGGAAUGCACUGCUUGAACCAAAAUCAUAUAAUACAUCGAGAUUUGAAAUCUGCCAAUAUCUUGAUGGAUGAAAAUGGAGUAGUUAAAGUUGCUGAUUUUGGUGUUGCUAGAGUGCAAGAUCAGACUGGUGUAAUGACUGCAGAAACUGGAACUUACCGCUGGAUGGCUCCAGAGGUUAUUGAACACAAGCCAUAUGAUCAUAAAGCGGAUGUUUUCAGUUUUGGCAUUGUGCUGUGGGAGUUGCUUACUGGAAAGCUUCCAUAUGAGCAGCUGUCCCCGUUACAAGCGGCAGUUGGCGUGGUCCAGCAGGGUCUAAGACCAUCAAUUCCAAGCCAUUCUCAUCCUAAAUUGGCAGGCCUGCUUAAGAGAUGCUGGCAGCGAGACCCAUUUUUGAGACCUGAAUUCUCUGAAAUUUUAGAGCUUCUACAGCAAUUAGAGAGAACGGUUGCUGAUGGAAGAGACGACAAGCAGAAAGGAAAGUCUCCUAGAAGGGCUGUGACUGCCAAUUAGACGAGAAAGACGGUGAAGCCACUGGAAUUGAAUACUCUACAUCCAUCGUAAUGCUUUCGUUUGGAGACACUCUCUCUCUACAUCCUGCUUUCGUUCAAUCAGGUGUGGGUUGGUAUGCUCCGUUGACGAAUACAAAUACAAAUAGAAAUAUAUAUAUACUUAUACACGUUGGUACAUAUAUUGUAGGCACGCAUCUUACCUAACCUAGAAGUAGAACUGUUGGUCUUACAGUUGCUCACUAAGCGUAGAGCGUAACUUUAGUUUGUGUUGUCCUAGUUCUGGGGUUGUAUCAUAAACCAGCUCAGCGAGAGAGUAGAUAAUGUAGAAAAGUGUUCAGUAAUCUUCUUGUUCUAUAGAAUUACGAUCUUUUUUCUGUUAAAGACUUCGGAAUUAGGAGUUGAUGUUUUGCUGAAGUUGUCAUUUAACAGUUGCAAUGAAUCUCAGAGCCAACAUUGUUUAACCCGAA